AUGGGGGGACCUGAGAUUCCGACUCGGUUUGGUCGGCUUGACGCACACCACGCGUCCGACGGGGUCUCAUCAGCCGAUGGGCGCCUUCCGGAUGGGGACAAGGAUGCCAAUCACAUCAGGGGCAUAUUCGGCCCCAAGGGCUUCGAGGACCGUGACAUGGUCGCGCUUUCGGGUGCACACACGGUCGGGAUGUGUCAUGGCGAUCGCUCGGGCUUUGAGGGUCCGUGGACUGAUGACAAGCUCCUGUUCGACAACUCCUAUUUCAAGGACUUGCUCCAGAAGCCGUGGACGAAGGAGACGAACCGGCAUGGAAAACCACAGUACAGGUCGGGAGAAACCAUGAUGCUAACAACGGACAUGGCAUUGGUAGAAGAUCCGGCCUUCAAGCAGCACGUGGAGCGGUAUGCCGCAGACCAGAAAAGUUGGUUUGACGACUUCGCAAAGGCCUGGGUCCGGCUUCAGGAGUUCAACAGUGGUGAGUUGCGUGACAUACUGUGA
This is a messenger RNA of Symbiodinium necroappetens, 498 nucleotides long. NCBI's taxonomy places the organism in Eukaryota, Dinophyceae, Suessiales, Symbiodiniaceae. The record is from the annotation of a GenBank genome assembly.